Molecule: messenger RNA, 4461 nt
Organism: Neospora caninum
Lineage: Eukaryota; Apicomplexa; Conoidasida; Eucoccidiorida; Sarcocystidae
Exons: 6
Coding region: 1-4461 (1486 amino acids)
Biological process (GO): protein dephosphorylation
Molecular function (GO): protein serine/threonine phosphatase activity
Source: RefSeq, a predicted model, not a curated record
AUGCUCUCGUCGGCAUGGAACAUUGUGUCUUCCUGCUGUUUUCGCCGGGACUGGUCCCAGCGCUGGCGUCAGGAAGGGAAACCCGAGCUGGGGGCCGAAUUCGAGCACACGGACGACGGAGAACCGACUUCCCCGGUCGAGGCGCUUCUGUCUCUGCUGCCUCCGUUCCUUCCCUUGGCUCUGUGUAAGCCGUCCCUUCCGCUCCCUGUGGAAGUUGUCGUGUCACGGCGGCUCUUCCCGUUGGCGCGUUCGCAGCCGUCCCCUCUCUCCGGAUCGGACGCCGUUUUUCAGCUUCUCUGCGACUCCUCAGCCCCUCCGCUCCUUACCGCUCUCCACUUCAUGUUUGUGGCGGCAGCCGCAGGCGGAAGGGUGAGAUCCGCUUACUACGACCGAUCAGGGACGGAGCUCUUCCUUCUUCCUUUCUUCGAGGAUGAGGGAGAAGAGCCGGUUUACCUUUGCGUGUGCGAUGGCUGGGGGACGUUGGGGGCCGGGAGUCUCUUGUCUUGUGGCGAGGACGGGAGUGCGCCAGCAGAGCGCGACUUGGGGCGGCAUCUGCAGCGCCGCACUCGCAGUUGCCUCUUCGGGGCGUCUGACGGCAACGCCAGCGGAGAAAACUUGGUUUUAAAAGGGACACCAAAACCCGACACUCAGAGGAAUCACGUGUCGACAACGUCUUCUCACGACGAUGCUGUGGAGAACGGGACGGAGGCUUCGGGAGACAGCGCCGAAGGCCACGGUUUGGCGCCUGAGGCGCCCGGAGCUUGGCCGCCGAUCAGAGAGCGUCGAACCUGGGUCGGCCAUGAAACUGGGCUCGCGUUUGAAAAGGAAAAAGGCCAGCAGAACCCCCUGUCCCCUCAGGCUUCAGCGUACCCUGAGUUGUCGCCGGUUUUCCGCUCCGGCGCCGCUCCCUUUUUCGGUCCGCCGUGUCCGACCUGCGGAGGUCUCAGCCUCCGGAGAGAGGCCUGGGAACAGAUCCUCGCAGCUGCGGCCCACCACGUGGGCUUCCCGCCUCAGACGGCAACGCGCCUCUUUGAGCAUGUCGCGGAAGACAUGAGAAACCAAUUUCCAAGCUUGUCUUUCUCGCGUUCCACCUCUUCGUCUUUCCGCAGGUCCGUGAAGAAAGAGCAACACCAGCUGGCGCUUCGGCUCCUCUCGGUCCUUGCUUCGGCCGCCCGGGCUGCAGGCGCGGAAGUUGCGGCGGCUGCAGCGCAAGCCGCGGCGUCUUCCCCCGCGAACUUUUGCGUCAUCGGCGCGUUUUCCGACAAGUGGCUACCCAGGUCUUUCCAGGUGAAGGAAGUUGUGAUUCUCCCACCCUCUGCCUCCCUCAGCAUCGUCCAAACGCGCCGCAGCGCAGGACUCUUUGGCAUCACGGGAGACGCUUUUGGGCUUCGAAACGAAACCACGACGACGGUCCGCUCAGCCGCCGACGCGCUCGCCGCUGACCUGGCCCUCGCAGACGGUGGACCUGCCCGCGGGCCUUCUCCCGGACUCCCCGCGGGGUUUUCUCCCCUUACAGACUUUCCCAGCGUUCAAAGAAGCUUAGCGACGAUGCAACGAGCUCUCGACGAGCUCCAGGGGAUGCUGCCGUGUCAGUUCGUGAACCAGGAGCAGGCCUUUGUCUGCCGCGCGCGGGGCGUGGCGCUUGGAGGUCUCGUCGCUGGCGUGGGCCCCGAGGCACAAAAAGCGAGCGAUGUCGUUGCUCUCCAGAUCCUGCAAGAUCUGCUGGUUCGGCUACACGUGGCACCGCCUCACGGCCUCCUGACCCCGAGCAAACCUUCUAUCCUUAGGCAGUUAACCCCUGACCGGCUUCAGCAGAUUCUGCUCGACUGCAUGCGAGGCGUGGCCGCAGGCCUAGAACGCCCGCGGGCCUUUGCAUGUCCCCCGCCCGCUGCGUCCUCUCUCGCUCCCGGUCUCCUCCCCCUUGUCUCGGUACCCUUCUCGAAAGCGUUGUCUUGGACGGCUCUGGCAGCGCCAACGGCCGACGUUUCGGGGCCCAUCUUGCCUUCGGCGAUGGCCAAGCCGGCGCGCGGAGAGAUGCCAGGGCGGGGCAGCCUAAACACCGCCGGGGCGGCGUUCAACAGCUCAACGAGUGGAUGCGCCGCGUGCGUCUGCGUCGUCCACGAAGCGUCCAGGCGGCUCCUCGUCUGCCAAGUGGGCGAUGUGACGGCAGUCCUGGCGCGCCCCACUUUUGUGAAGACGCAGGCACUGCAGGAGAUUCACCGGGGGGAAGGGAAGGAGCAGGACGGAGACAGAGCGACGGCCUCGAGUGAGCGCCCGCGCCGAAAGGACCGGAAAGGCCGGUCCACAGAUGAGGACCGGUUCAGCCCACCGGAGGGGACGCCCAGGCAGAGAGGAGCGUCGGGGCAAACACAUGGAGGCAAGUCGAGCGGCGACGAAGGCGCAAGAGGAGAAGACGCCGCGAAAAUGUCCCGCUCGCGCGGCCGGUCCACAGGGAAAACGAACCGGCCAUCUGCAGUUUCGUUCGUGGAAAACGGAACCAGCAGAUGCCGGAGCAAGUCGCCGCUGCGCUCUCCAGCGGGAGCAGAGUCUGAUUUCUUCGGGCUUCCUGGGUAUUGCUCCGCGAUGGACAGAGAAACCAUCACCACAGGAUUCUCAUUCGAAGCCGUUGUCCUGACGCGCGAACACACACUCAGGGAAGCAAAGGAAUGUAAACGCGUGAUCAACGCAGUCCGAGACCAGACUCCGCGUGCAGACGAUGGGGCGCGCAGGCGCAGACGAGGCACCGAGCGAGUUCUCGCUUGCCAGCUGUGCGUCGCAGGCGCCCGUGGCCUUCCGGUACCGUACAUGGUUUUUCGCGUUCCGUAUGUCUCGCAUGGCAACCUUGUUGUGUGCGCCUACCGGGAGGUUGUAGGCGCCGUCCCACUGGGCCACGUCGAGGGUGCAUCCCCGUCUGUCCCCCGCGGAGCGGAGAAUGGAGCUAGGCUAGAUCCCCCCGGUGCGUCCGCCCUCGUGCCGGAUUCGACUCUCGAAGGUUCGGAAGAAGAGGCAGAUGCAGGGGGACGGAACCCUCCGUCUCCACUGGCGACGCGUGAAUGGUCGGGAGGCCGGGACCGCCGCACGAGUCGGGGGGGAACGCAAAAUGCGGGGAAUCCGAGCUUAGAAUCGAAGACUCGGCAGCUCCAGCACCAACUGCCUCAUCGACGCUUCCUUUCUGAAGGCCCCGCAGCUCUCUUCCUCUGCCCCGACACCGCGUGUCCCCCGCUUCGGUGUACACGUCUGCUCGGCAUGAUGGCCGCCCAGCAAUAUGGCGUUUGCAGCACACCCGAUGUCACCUCGGUCAACAUAAGCAAAGUUUCGUCCUUCGGCUUCGUACUGAUUGCCUCGUCAGUCAUAUGGGAUCUUUUGGAGCCGCAGGAAGCGGUCGAUUUGGUGGGUCACGAACUGCGAAGACAGCACGUCGAGGCGCUCCGUAGUGCGCACGAGCGGCGCCGUCGCAUCCGCCGCCAGCAGCACAUUUUUCUUCGUUUGGCACGUCGAAACCUCCAUUUCUCCCAGGAGGCGUCCCUGCGUUUGCUGGAUGAAAGGGAGGAAACGAAAGACAAAUCGCGUUGGGGAUCUUCCACUUCCCUGUCGCGAGGCGCACUCCGCCGCGCCCUCAGUUCUUCAGUUGCAGAGCUCUCGGCGGGGGGACUUUAUCGCUCCCUCAACAGCCAACGAGCCGCGCCUGCAGUGCCUUCUCGACAAGUCAGCGAAAGUGGAGAGUUUUCUUCGGUUCCUCCUAGACAAGUGGACGAGGACGGAAGGCGAGCACGGGACAGAAGUGACAACGAGGGGGGGGAGCGUGCGCUGCCACAGCCGCAGCUCGAAUCCCAGCGAUCCGGCGAGCGCUUCAGUUCUGGGGGUCCGACUUCAGGGCAAAACACCUUCCUCUCGGAGGAAGCAGCACGAGGCGCGAGUUCUCGCGCCAGUGGCACAGACGGAGGGAAAGGGGACGAAGCAGCGCGUGAAUAUCUGGCGGAUUCUCCCGAGCUGUCGUUCGCGCACUCGUCCCUUCGCGGCUCUUUCGCCUCAGGACGGACGGGUACGCUAAGACGGUGUCUCACUCGGGAAGAUUCAGUACUGCGGGAAGUUCGCGGGCGCGUCGACGCCGCAGCGGAGGCGUCCAGGCGCACCGCAGGCGCCGCUCGUGUCACUGCGGGUCUUUUUCGCGAGGAAGGCGAGGUGGACGAAUCGCGAGCGGAGACGUUUCCUAUCGGACUGGAUUUCCAGGCCGCUGCGACUCUCGUCGUUCAGCAGUUUAUGGAAGCGUGGCAAGUGCGCCGCGAGGGACUCAGCAUGCCGGACGCCACCGUCCUCGUGAUUCCUUUUCAGGGUCCGUCAAGGGGGUCAGCCGCUCGCACGUGGCAAGAAACCGACUCCGGCCGUAACCGAGGAGAGGCACAGGGAACAAAGAAACGCACGGCGAAAAGCCCUCGGAGAAAAGGCCUGGAGGUCCGGUGA